AACGACAUGGAAGCGGUUGGCAAAUUUGAGUUCAGCCGGAAAGAUCUGAUCGGACAUGGGGCUUUUGCCGUGGUCUUCAAAGGCCGGCACAGAGAGAAACCUGAAGUAGAGGUGGCCAUAAAAUGCAUUAACAAGAAAAACUUGGCAAAAUCGCAGACCCUCUUGGGGAAAGAAAUCAAGAUAUUAAAGGAACUGAAACAUGAUAACAUCGUCGCUUUGUACGACUUCCAGGAGAUGGCAAACUCCGUUUAUUUAGUGAUGGAGUACUGCAACGGCGGUGAUCUGGCCGACUACUUGCACAGCAUGAGAACGCUCAGCGAAGACACGAUCCGUCUCUUUUUCCAGCAAAUUGCAGGCGCCAUGAAAAUCUUGCAUAGCAAAGGGAUCAUCCAUAGGGAUCUGAAGCCCCAGAAUAUUCUGCUUUCCUUCACGGGGGGCAAGAAGUCGAACCCCAAUAACAUCCGCAUCAAGAUCGCUGAUUUUGGAUUUGCACGGUACCUGCAGAACAAUAUGAUGGCGGCGACGCUGUGCGGUUCUCCCAUGUACAUGGCCCCAGAAGUGAUUAUGUCUCAACAUUACGAUGCCAAAGCUGAUCUGUGGAGUAUUGGAACGAUUAUCUACCAGUGUCUGACGGGAAAAGCCCCUUUUCAGGCAAGCAGUCCUCAAGACCUGCGUCUCUUCUAUGAGAAAAACAAGAUGCUCGUGCCAAACAUCCCCAGAGAAACAUCAACCCAUUUGAGACAACUGCUCUUAGGGCUGCUGCAACGAAAUUACAAAGACCGCAUGGAUUUUGAUGAAUUUUUCCACCACCCCUUCUUGGAUACUAGUGCCUCUAUGAAAAAAUCUGCAUCUGUGCCAAUGCCUUCUUAUCCAAGCUCAGGCUCAGGGAGCUCCUCCAGCAGUUCUUCCACCUCCCACUUGGCAUCACCUCCUUCCCUUGGCGAGAUGCCCCACCUCCAGGAGAAGACUUCAGCCUCUCCCCCACAAGGCUCCCCUGCUUUCAUGCGCAGGUCAAAGGAGUCAGCAGGAAGCAGCAGCAAAAAUUCAUCAUGUGACACCGAUGACUUUGUCAUGGUGCCAGCCCAGUUUACAAGUGAUAUAGCUGUGGAGGCUACUGGAGGAAAACCGAUCCAGGACAGUCUGAUGGGGAGUGGGAGCUCCCUGGUGACUUCUGCAGACUUGGAAAGCCAUGGAAGGACUCUGUCUCCUUCCCCUCCAUACAGCAGUUCUCCUAGCCCAUCUGGGCGAUCAAGCCAAUUUUCAUCCAGCACGAGAUACGGACAAUCAGUGCCCAUCCCAGUUCCUACCCAGAUCCAAAACUACCGCCGGAUUGAGCAGAAUCUUCAAUCCCCUAAUCAAUAUACUUUGCCACGGUCUAGUACUGUCAAAAGAUCCAGCAGCACGAGUCCACUAGGCUUCCUGAAAGCCAGCCCAUCCCCUCCAUUUUCUGCUGGCGAGCAUGGAGCAGUGCCAUCCCCUAGAAGGUUUUCCUUUGGUGGUGCCAAGCCUUACACACCUUCCCCGCAAGUUGGAACAAUUCCAGAGCAGCCAGACCAGAUGGUCAUGCCUUGUCCUCUUGGAGCAGAGUUGAGAACUCGAGUGCCCCUAUCAGAUGCUUCAGGACCGGACCCUUCCCUGCAAGGGCUGGGCUAUCGCCUUCACAGCGCUCCCAACCUCUCCGAUUUCCAUUCCUGCCGGCAGAAAGUCACCAAGCAGUACUCAGAUCCGCUGGUCGCCCACUUCAGCCCCAUCCCAGCUGGCCAGCCCACACGGCUGCCCAGUCUGCAAUCUGGUCGGCCCCUGAGGUCUUCCCCAAAGCUCUCCGAAUUCAUGCAGAGGACUCCCUUGCCCACCAUUUUGGGUUCUCCAACAAAGGCAAUGUCACCAUUUGAGUUCAGUAAAACACCUAGUUCCCAAAAUCUGUUUGCUCUCCUGGCCCAUCAAGCAGUUGUCAUCACCCCGACGAGGAACAAGACUCUACCGGAUUUGAAAGAAAUGGGUCACUUCCCUUGCCAACAAGGAGGUCUCAGUUUGAGGCCGAUGGAAGACGCCAAAGGCAGGUCACUCAGCACUGGCCGCCUCACCGAUCUGCUUCUUAAGGCUGCUUUUGGGGAAGCUAGCAAUAAUGACAGCCUCAACAGCGAAAAGCCCAUGGAAAUCACAGGAACCUUUCACUCAGGGGCUAGAGAAGGUUGUUCAGUAAGUCCUUCGCCAGUGGUCUUCACAGUUGGAUCACCUCCUGCUGGGACGACACCACCACAAACCACCCGGACCAGAAUGUAUUCAGUGGGAUCUUCAAGUUCUCUUAGUUCUGGAGGAUCUUUCACUGGGCGCCACUUAAUUAUGGGAGCUGGUGGGGAAAUCCUUGAAGCCCCAUCAGGUCUCAGAUAUACAUUUGCUGAUCCGAUUGCUGCCAACCUGGAAGGAGCAGUUACCUUUGAGGCACCUGAGCUCCCAGAGGAGACCCUCAUGGAACAAGAGCACACGGACAUCCUGCGCAGCUUGCGGUUCACUCUGGCUUUUGUUCACUACGUGAUGGAGCUCGCCACCAUCAAAGGCAGCGCCAGCGAGAUGAGCAGCUCGGUGGCCUCGGAGUACCAGCUUCAGGAGAGUGUGGUUGCUGACCAAAUCAGUUUGCUCAGCAAGGAAUGGAGCUACGCUGAACAGCUGGUGCUGUAUUUGAAAGUUGCUGAGUUGCUGUCCUCGGGCCUCCAGAUGGCCAUUGACCAGAUCCGGGCAGGCAAGCUGUGUCUCUCCUCCACCGUCAAGCAAAUUGUGAGAAAACUCAACGAUCUGUAUAAAAGUAGCGUCUCUUCAUGCCACCACCUGAACUUAAGGCUACAGAGGUGGUUCAUGGACAAACAGAAGCUCAUGGACCGCAUCAACAGCAUCACGGCUGAAAAACUGAUCUUCAGCCACGCUGUGCAGAUGGUUCAGGCUGCGGCGCUGGAUGAGAUGUUCCAUCACCGAGAAGACUGUGUUCAAAGAUACCAGAAAGCGUUGCUGUUGAUGGAAGGACUCUUGAACUUCAUCACUGAGCAAGGAGAUGUUGAGAACAUCAAUAAAUGCAAAAUGUGCAUUGAACGCCGUCUGUCCAGCUUGCUAUCAGGGAUCUGUGCAUGACAAUAAGCUUUGUUUCUCUUUCCAUGCAGGAGUAUCAGCUGGUUUCCUGCUUAACCUUUUUGCCCCAUGCAAACUGGGAAAAGGUAGAUUCAGAAGGCCUACAUGUCCCCCUUUUCCAUCUGGUGGAAGAGGGCUGAGGAAACCAAGGACCAAACCUCCUUUGUGUCCACUGGUUUUAUUUUUUCUGAGGAAGAACAGAUGAGGUUAUUGCAAUGCCAGCUUGGCUCCCUAAAUCUGGAGUUACUUCGUCUACUGCUGGCAGUGGACGCCUGGAGGGCUUCUCCAUUGCUGGAAGGAUGAAGCUCAGCCAGAAAGGAAUGUCACUGGUGAAAAGACGUGUUAUUAUACAACUGUUGUCCAGUUGCACGCUUGGGCCCUAUCCACCAUCCCCCGAUCUCCAUGUUCUUGGCUUUCUUCAACAUCACCCAUGCUUCUCAUCUCUUUCUGCGUGGGAAGAAGAAAGAAGAUCUGGAGCUCAGUUUUGCUGGAGCAUACUUCUUCCAUUCGAGUGCUGGAAACCUGACUAUCUCCUUCCAUGGUGGAUGCAAUGGGGCAGAGGCCAUUCCUUCUUUAUCUAUGGGGAGGCGGACAAAUCCAUAGAAGGACGUAGACCUCUUUAAAGCGGUUGGAGCAAUGCAAUACAAUUUUAAGCUAUCAUGUUCUCUCUCAAGAAGCCAAAAUGUGUAGAAUAAAGAGAUCUACACCCGGGGAAGGGGGCAUUAAAUCAUUGCAUGAAAGUGGCCCCUCUUGUCCAGAGUAGGCUGUGAGAAAACAUCUGUUCUGGAGAAAUGCUGGGUUUCUUUUGUCAGUAGCCUUUCUUCCCCGAGGGACAGGAAAUGAGGAAAGAAAACACGUAUGCAACACACACUAGCUUUGUGAAUCAAAGGAGCACUUUAUGGAGAUUCUGAACUUGAUGCUUGUGUACCUGGUCCUCUGUAAUUGCUCCUAGGAGGUCUAUAGGACAACUUCCUCCUCCUGACUUUUUCUGCUACGUGCUAAUUUCAUCGUAGAGGGUUCGUCUGUGCGCGUUCUGUUUUUGUUUCUUUUUUAAAAAAUUGCACUACAAGUGUGUGUGCGUGGGUGUACACACCCACGCACACAUUGCUCAGAUCCAAUAUGUAUUUAUGUGUAUAUAAUGUAUAGUGUAAUCUUACGUGUUUUAACUGUACUGUAUGUUAUUCUUAGGAGGAGAGGGGAAAAAACAUCUGUGCUUUUCUCCUGUUCUGUCUGUAAUCCAGGUUGCUAACUUGAACGUUUUCUAACACCGAGGAUGGUCUGUUUUAUUCUCUCUCCCUCUCUCUCAGCAUGGUCUUCAGAAGCUCAAGGACAGGAUUGCGAUGGCUUGUGUAUUUGCAAUUUAGUGGGUCCCCCCCACCCAUUUUUGCAAAGAAGGUUUUUUAGCUGUCUGUUCUCCCGUUUUAGCAUUUAACGGGCCCUCAUUUCCCCCCUCCUCUGUUUUUAAAGCAAUGAAGUGGCCGGAAAGAGUUAGGGCAUAGCGUGCAUGUUUCUGCAUUUUGGAGUGUGUGUGUGUGUGUGUGUGUGUGUGUAUGUGGGGGGGGCUGUAUAUGCACAUUUGAACUUGUGAGGGUGCCACACCCGCGAGCAAACGCUUGAGACGCACCAGUGGGCUUUUUCUGUGUUGCGUGUUGUGCCGUACUGUUGUGUGCCUGUUUUUUUCAUGGAGGGAUCCAACGUUCGGUUAAUUUUGUUGGUGCGAAGCGAGAAGGCCUCCUCGUGAACCGUAACCGAGAUUUCAGUAUUAACGUUCUUUUUUUUCCCCCUCUUCUAAAAUAGAGUGAGUCACGUUUAUUUGCACACCGCCAGUUCAGAAUUCAUCAUUUGUUUUCUCGUAAGGAACAAUCGUAC
Molecule: messenger RNA, 4989 nt
Organism: Python bivittatus (Burmese python)
Lineage: Eukaryota; Metazoa; Chordata; Lepidosauria; Squamata; Pythonidae
Source: RefSeq, a predicted model, not a curated record